AAUAAUUGCUCAAGUGAAUAUCGGAGGCAGAGGAGUUAGCUAAUAUUACCUUCACGUUGAUAACGUAUAGCACUAAGCCUCAGUAUCUAUCGUUAGACAUGGGGCAGGAGGAGCUCAUGAGUCAAGCUGAAGAUGUGGCGGACCAGUUCUUGCGAGUGACUAAGCAGUACCUGCCUCACCUGGCCCGGCUGUGUCUAAUCAGCACCUUUCUGGAGGACGGCAUACGCAUGUGGUUCCAGUGGAAUGAGCAGAAGGACUACAUUGAGGCCACGUGGGGCUGCGGCUACUUCCUGGCUACCUGCUUCGUACUGCUCAACCUCACAGGACAGCUUGGUGGCUGUGUCCUUAUCCUCAGUAGACAUUUUGUACAGUAUGCCUGCUUUGGAUUAUUUGGAAUCAUAGCUUUACAGACGGUUGCAUACAGUAUUUUAUGGGAUAUAAAAUUUCUGAUGAGGAACCUUGCCCUGGGCGGUGGACUCCUGCUGUUACUAGCGGAGUCGCGUUCAGAAGGGAAGAGCAUGUUCGCUGGUGUCCCCUCCAUGGGAGAGAGCUCGCCAAAGCAGUACAUGCAGCUGGGAGGGAGAGUCCUGCUGGUGCUCAUGUUCAUGACCCUGCUGCACUUUGACCCCAGCUUCUUCUCGAUCCUCCAGAACAUGGUGGGUACGGCCCUCAUUAUCCUGGUAGCCAUCGGCUUCAAGACCAAGCUGGCAGCCCUGACCCUGGUAAUAUGGCUGCUGGCCAUCAACAUCUACUUCAACGCCUUCUGGGCGGUGCCCGCCUACAAGCCCAUGCAUGACUUCCUCAAGUACGACUUCUUCCAGACCACGUCCGUCAUCGGAGGGCUGCUGUUGGUCGUAGCACUGGGGCCCGGCGGGGUGUCCAUGGAUGAGAAGAAGAAGGAGUGGUAGGGAGAGGGGGAUACACAUUUUUCUGGCCAACCACAUCCACAGCAACCUCCCCCUCCGCCACUCUUGUCUCGUCCUUUCUUUUCUUUUUU
Molecule: messenger RNA, 997 nt
Organism: Oncorhynchus nerka (sockeye salmon)
Lineage: Eukaryota; Metazoa; Chordata; Actinopteri; Salmoniformes; Salmonidae
Product: surfeit locus protein 4-like
Exons: 6
Coding region: 99-908 (269 amino acids)
Biological process (GO): Golgi organization
Cellular component (GO): membrane; endoplasmic reticulum-Golgi intermediate compartment; endoplasmic reticulum
Source: RefSeq, a predicted model, not a curated record